UGAAGUGUCUUUUUAUCGGGGGAAUCGCUGUGCUCGGCUAGCCUACCUGCUCCUGGAUGGACAGAACACACAUAGAGACAGACAGACAGAGAGACAGACAGGUGUGAAGUGUAGAGAGACAGAGAGAUAUGGCUGAAGUUCUGACGGUAGACGCCAUCCUCUUCGGACUGCUGGUCUUUUCAGGCAUUAUAGGAAAUAUUCUGGUUAUAUAUGUGGUGUUUCAGUGCGCUAAAGAAAGCAUCUCUCGUCACUUGGCGCCGUCCGACACCAUCCUGGUCAAUCUGUGUCUGGCGAACCUGUUGACGUCUGUUUUCCGUACGGUGCCUAUCUUCGUGUCUGAUCUAGGUAUGGAGGUGUCACUGUCGCUCAUCUGGUGUCGUGUCUUCAUGCUGCUGUGGGUGUGGUGGCGUGCGGUGGGUUGCUGGGUCACUCUUGCCCUCAGCGCGUUCCACUGCGCCACCUUGCGACGGCAGCACGUCACCAUGGGACCAAUGGGCCACCAGAGGGAGCGCCGGCGCGUCUGGGUGAUUCUGGGCAUCGUUUGGGGUGCUAAUCUGCUGUUCUCUCUCCCGGCAUUGGUGUACACGACCCACGUGCGUGGUAAUGCGACAGUGGAGCUCAUGGUUAUUAGUUGUACGACGCGGCCGCUGCUGGGCUGCAUUUGGGAGUUUCCCACUGAACAGCAGGGCUAUGCAUUCGCCUCAACUUCGCUUGCACUUAACGAGGUCAUGCCGCUGAUAUUAAUGGUGGCAACCAAUCUCGCAACCCUGCAUGCACUGGCUAAACACAUCCGGGCAGUCAUGGCAGGCGGCGGCGCUGGUUCGGGGGCAAACAGUGAGCUGGACAGACACAUGUCGAGCGAGAGGAAGGCUGGUCGUGUGAUCAUGGCGCUAGUCGCACUAUUUGUCAGCUGUUGGGUGUUGCAGGUUGCCGCAGUUACAUAUUACAACCACAACGGUGGGCGACAUGCGGAGGGACUGCUGACCGUCGCACAUUUCUCGGCUUCACUCUUUGUGGGGUUCAGCCCGCUGGUGGUGGCGUUUGGACACGGAAAACUGCGCCGGAAGAUCAGCAUGAUGCUGCAGUUGUGGGCGCACUGGAUCAAACGGCCGGAGGAAAAACACUCGGAAACCAGCAAACAGACAGCGACAACCCAGAAGGACUCGUCGGUAAUAAAAACAACACAGAGGGCAAAAAAGUGA
Myxocyprinus asiaticus (Chinese sucker) is the source of this 1202-nucleotide messenger RNA. RefSeq names its product olfactory receptor class A-like protein 4. The transcript is spliced from 3 exons. NCBI's taxonomy places the organism in Eukaryota, Metazoa, Chordata, Actinopteri, Cypriniformes, Catostomidae. Gene Ontology annotation, molecular function: G protein-coupled receptor activity. Gene Ontology annotation, cellular component: membrane. Bases 129 to 1202 code for a protein of 357 amino acids. Gene Ontology annotation, biological process: G protein-coupled receptor signaling pathway. The record is from RefSeq and is a predicted model, not a curated record.